Messenger RNA from Funneliformis mosseae, 375 nucleotides. The record is from the annotation of a GenBank genome assembly. NCBI's taxonomy places the organism in Eukaryota, Fungi, Glomeromycota, Glomeromycetes, Glomerales, Glomeraceae.
AUGAAGGGAACUCUUAAAGUUAUCGUCGCCGAAGCAAGAAAUUUGAAGGAUGAAGAUCUUGUCGGCAAAAGUGACCCAUAUGUUAAACUUAUUCUCGAUGAAAAUAACAUUCAAACGACUCAAACCAAAAAAAACAACUUGAAUCCGGUAUAUAAUGAACAAUUCUCCUUCAACGUUGACGGACAAAAAAAGCUUGAAAUCAAAGUUUACGACAAGGAUACAGUCGGUGAUGAUGAUUUGAUUGGCGAAGAGAAGAUUAAACUUUCUGAUAUUUCCUCUAAAAAAUACGUAGAUACUUGGGUGAAAUUGACAAAGGGUAAACUUGGAUUCAGAAGCAAGGGAGAAGUUCAUUUGAUUUUGGAAUUCAUUAAUUAA